AUGAUGGCCACAGGGUCUCGGGAUACCUCAGUUCGUGAGGCCAAAGUCUUCAUCAAGGAAGUCGUACGAAAUGACUGGGAUUUCGAUGCCGGCGUUCCCUCCCCGUGUUCCGCCGAUGGCACCCUUUGCUAUAACCGUGAAGUUUGCGAAUGGCGAGUCCGAGAAUUCGAUACCCCAUCCUCGGAACUCGAACCCCAGAGCUCAGAUAGCGAGCAAGAAUAUGAUCCGUCAGCUGUGCUGAAGCUCGCCCCGGGAGAUGCGGGCAUCGAGCGCCGCCGCAAACGCCGUCGACAAAUGGAUGACGAAAUGGCAUGGAACGAAGGGCUACGCUUAUGGAUGGCCAGACGCGAUGCGUGGUGUGGUGCGAAGACUCGGCGGCAAAUUCGGACGGAAGAGGAAAAGCGCAAGGUGACUGGUGCACAGAUGGACACAACAGAUCAGUCCGAUGGCGUGGAGCUGGGAGACAAUGACGCGACUUCGUCUGGGUCAUCCCAAUCUGCGAUGCUGGGUGCUCGGGGUAGUGAGGGUAUUGGCUCUUCUGAUCUGGCGGUCCGGACCGAGACUUCGCUUUCCAUCGCGGAUCGGGAGAAGGGCGAGGAGCUCCAGCAACGAGUGGAUAUGACUUCGGGACAACAAGAGGAUCAGGAGGAAGGAUUGUCUACCGCGCCGGACGAAGGAGCUAAACGGAAGGCUUCGUCAGAGACCAACAUCACAGAGCCGGAUCAGAAAGUUGCCGCAAACGUGUCUACGUCCUUCCCGGCUGUCGAAGACCAGACAGAAGAGGAGAAGGUGGAAGAAGAGCUGGAUGAACCACUUUGUCCUGUUGCCCCACCUUUUAUUUCAGACGAGAACCCAGUUCGCGCAACCAUCAAUCCCGCAAUUUACCCUUCAAUCUACACCAAGGUUGUCGUGCAAGGCAUGACCCCCACCGUGCCAGUCAACCUCGCCCAUUUGACUAAAGCCAUGGUUCAAGGGUGGAAAGCAGAUGGGCAGUGGCCGCCAAAGCCAGCCGUGACAUCGAUUGUCCUUGCUGAUGAUGCCUCUGUGCCUAAGAAAAAUCCAGAUCGCUCUGCCGAGGAGGCGCCGCAGGGCAGGAGGAAGAAUAGCAUUACCAAUGCUGUGAAGAAAGUGUUCCAUUUUGGAUCGCAUCCCUUCCACCGCCGCGGCAGCCAGGAUACCGGGAAUGGAGCCGGGGGCCCGACGGCUUAA
Penicillium verrucosum is the source of this 1209-nucleotide messenger RNA. Its product is annotated as DUF4050 domain-containing protein. Lineage: Eukaryota; Fungi; Ascomycota; Eurotiomycetes; Eurotiales; Aspergillaceae. Bases 1 to 1209 code for a protein of 402 amino acids. The record is from RefSeq and is a predicted model, not a curated record. The transcript has a single exon.